CCUCAUCCCUCCAGUAGACAUUCUUACCACCGACUCCUUGCCCUCUACAACACCAUGGCCAGACGUUAUGAUAGUCGCACCACGAUCUUCUCGCCAGAAGGGCGAUUGUACCAAAUCGAAUAUGCCAUGGAGGCGAUCUCACACGCCGGUACUGUUCUUGGCGUUCUAGCAAAAGACGGUAUCGUCCUUGCAGCAGAGAAGAAGGUUACCGGAAAGCUUCUCGAUCUCUCUAGUGCCAAGCAAGGUGGUUAUGGUGGUAGUGGCGAGAAGAUCUUCCUUUUGAAUUCGAAUGUUGUUGCGGGCGUGGCUGGAAUUACUGCUGAUGCGAACUCCCUCGUCAACUAUGCACGUCAAGCAGCCCAACGGCACUUAUACCUAUACAAUGAAGAUAUCCCCGUCGAACUCCUUGCGCAGAGAUUAUGUGAUCUAAAGCAGGGAUACACGCAAUAUGGAGGUCUCCGUCCUUUCGGUGUAUCCUUGCUGUACGCUGGCUACGACCCUCAUUAUCACUUCCAACUAUACCAUUCCGAUCCUUCCGGUAACUACUCCGGCUGGAAGGCGACUUGCAUCGGUGCAAACAAUGGGACAGCACAGAGUCUGUUGAAGCAAGAAUACAAGGACGAUAUCACCAUGGAAGAUGCCAUUGGUCUCGUUCUCAGGGUGAUGAGCAAGACCAUGGAUAGCACGACGUUGGGUAGCGAGAAGCUUGAGUUUGCCACACUGACCCUCGAUCCUGCGACAAAGACGCCUAAAGCAAAGGUCUACAGACCGGCGGAGGUUGAUGCGCUGCUAGAGAAGCAAGGAUUGGGGAAGAAGGAUGAGGAUACUGAGAUGAGGGCUACAUGAUACUACAACGUCCUUUGCAUGUCAUUUUUUGUACUACAUAUGCUUGUCGAGCAUGUCCCUCAGAAAGGCCCAUCAAUGGAAGUGAAAUGGGCGUCUGACACCGUCCAGACCUCGAGCGC
Molecule: messenger RNA, 965 nt
Organism: Somion occarium
Lineage: Eukaryota; Fungi; Basidiomycota; Agaricomycetes; Polyporales; Cerrenaceae
Source: the annotation of a GenBank genome assembly